Molecule: messenger RNA, 4115 nt
Organism: Bemisia tabaci
Lineage: Eukaryota; Metazoa; Arthropoda; Insecta; Hemiptera; Aleyrodidae
Source: RefSeq, a predicted model, not a curated record
GUUCAGAAUCAAGUAUCAAUCAAUGAAAAAUGGGGAAAGGAAAGAAAGGGAAACAGCAGUCUGGCCCAUCUCAAGGAGAUCCAGCGAGUUCUGAUGGUCAACAACCUGCAAGAGCUCAGCAGCCAAGUCAGCCUGAACAGAGCUCUGUUGGCAGAGGCCAGUCUGGUCAACAGUACCAUUCAGGUUCUGUAGGCAGAGGCCAGCCUGGUCAACAGCACCCGUCAGGUUCUGUAGGCAGAGGCCAGCCUGGUCAACAGUACCAUUCAGGUUCUGUAGGCAGAGGCCAGUCUGGUCAACAGUACCAUUCAGGUUCUGUAGGCAGAGGUCAGCAUGAUGGUCAACAGAGUUCUCAUGGUAGAGGUCAGCCACCCCAAAGUGGUCCUUAUCAAGGUCAGCCACCUCAGGAAGUCCAGUUCUCUAGUCAGCAACAGCAAAAAGGCCCACAACAAGGUCAGCAACAGCAAAAAGGCCCGCAACAAGGUCAGCAACAGCAAAAAGGCCCGCAACAAGGUCAGCAGCAACAAAAAGGCCCACAUCAAGGUCAGCAACAGCAAAAAGGCUCGCAUCAAGGUCAGCAGCAGCAAAAAGGCCCGCAUCAAGGUCAGCAACAGCAAAAAGGCUCGCAACAAGGUCAGCCACCUCAGGGAGUCCAGUUCCCAAGUCAGCAACAGCAAAAAGGCCCGCAACAAGGUCAGCAACAGCAAAUAGGCCUGCAACAAGGUCAGCCACUUUUGGCUCAGCAGCCCCAACCUUCAGGAGAGGACAAGUCUCAAAAGCCUUCCUCUCACUCAGGUGAUUCUCAAGGAAAGAAGGACAAACCAACAGCCAAGCCUCAAAAAGAUAAAGAAAAUCAGCCUCCGAAGAAGAUUGACUCAGGACCUCUGCCAAUGUCCAAAAAAUCUCCCUCUCACCAACCAUUGUUUCCAAUUCCUCAUCGCAAAGGAGUAGGUACCUUAGGGAGGCGAACACAGGUAGAAGUAAAUCAAUUACCAUUAAAUCUAAGCAAGUUAUGCCCUGAGAUCUAUCACUAUGAUGUGGCUGUAGACCCAGACAAACCAAAAAGAUUUCUUAGACCUAUUGUUGCCGAAUUCAUUAAAAGACAUUGUAAUGGCUUUAAUCCUGCGUUUGAUGGGAAGAAAAAUCUGUACGCUGCUAGACAGCUGCCUUUUGGCACUUCAAAAAGUGAUCAAAUUACCAUGACAAACGAAGAGAGAGUAUCGAAUAAUGAGCUUGAAUUUCAAAUCACAGUGAAGUUAGCUCAAAAAAUCAACACAAGCACCAUAACAGCGUUCUUGAACUCAAGAACGACUGGGCAGCGGUUGGAUGUGCCGCAAACAGCAAUUCAAGCAAUUGAUGUAGCUCUGAGAGCUGCGCCGUUAGUUUCUGGUCCUGUCCCUGUUGGCAGAAGCUACUUUAUCCCUCCAGAUGGAAGAGAACGAAUUAUUGAGCUAGGAGGUGGACUUGAACUCUGGUAUGGCUUUUAUCAGUCCGCCAUUCUAAACUGGAAACCCUUCUUGAAUGUCGACGUUGCUCACAAAGGCUUCCCUAUUCCUACCAAUUUAGUCGAGAUUUUCUGUCAAGUUUGCAGAUUGAACAAUCCAAGGGACAAUUUCCGACCUGACGAUGUAUUAAAGUUCAGAGGAUUUGUCACAACUCUUAAGUGUGAUUAUGAAAUACCUAACACUCCAAAUUCAAGAAGAACGUAUCGAAUCAACAAUGUCGGAAAGAGUCCUGCAAACCUCAGAUUCCGUCCGGACAAUGGACCAGAAAUAUCAGUUGUUGAUUAUUUUAAAAGAGUGAAGAAUUAUCAAAUCAAGCACCCAGACUUGCCAACUGUGCAAGUAGAUCCACCUGCAAAAAAUAUUUUCCUACCAAUAGAGUUGUGUUACCUGAAACCUGGUCAGGCUUUAAAUCGAAAAUUAGAUGAGGAGCAAACUGCAGCCAUGGUCAAAGCUGCUGCAAAACCACCAGAAGACCGAAAAAGAAGGAUUCUCAAUGCAAUCCGCACUGCUCAAUACAAUAGAUCACCAGUUGUUAAAGAAUUUGGUAUUGAGGUUAACGAAAAUCUAGAUAAAGUUGACGCACGAAUUCUGGACCCUCCAGGUGUUCAGUACAGAAAUCAAUCCAAUCCGAGGCCACAGCCUGGACAAUGGCGUGCAGGAGAAUUCAUGUUAAGCCAUGAGCUUUCAAAAUGGUUCAUUAUGUGUCUAGACUUCCGCACCAGGCGAGAAAAGCUCAAUGAUUUUGCUAGAAUGCUUGCGUCACAGGGCAGGAAUUUGGGCAUGACCAUCCAAAAUGUCACUGAAAUAAAAGAAAUGGAUACCCGCAGCAGGCAAAUUAAAGCUGAUGUUACUAAUGUCCUUCACAAAUGGAAAGCCCAAGGUGCAGAAUUGGUAGUUGUUGUCAUACCUGGUCACGGCGAUUUUUACAGUAUGGUAAAACGAUGUGCUGAGCUUGAAGUAGGUGUUUUAACUCAAUGUAUCAAGGCCAAUACAAUGUUCAAAAUGAAUCCUGCUACCUGUGGGAAUAUCCUUUUGAAAGUAAAUUCUAAAACUAAUGGUAAGAAUCAUCAGCUAGGAGAUCGAUACAAACCUGGCGUUCUGAGUCGUCCUGUAAUGUUGAUUGGAAUCGACGUUACUCAUCCAUCUCCAGACCAAACUUCAAUACCGUCCGUUGCUGCUGUUGCUGCCUCUCAUGAUGCUACAGCAUUCCAGUACAACAUGAUAUGGCGACUGCAAAAUCCAAGAGAAGAAAUCGUUGUUGAUCUGAAAAACAUCAUCAUUGAGCAAUUGAAGUUCUUCUUCACAAAGACCCGUUAUAAACCUGAAAAAAUUAUUGUCUACCGAGAUGGAGUCAGUGAAGGCCAAUUUCAACAGGUUCUCGCUGCGGAAUUGAAUGCUAUCAGACAAGCAUGUACUACUCUGGAGAAGGACUACAAGCCAGGAAUAACAUUUUUGGUCGUACAAAAGCGUCAUCAUGUUCGAUUUUUCCCAAUGAAAAGCCAAGAUGAAGAUGGGAAAAAUAGGAAUGUUCCUCCUGGCACUAUUGUGGAUACCACUAUCACACACCCAAGGGAAUUAGAUUUUUAUCUUGUAUCCCAUUCCAGUUUACAGGGUACAUCACGGCCAACCAAAUAUCAUAGACUCUGGGACGACAAUAACAUCUCUGAGGAUGAAUUGGAAGUCUUGACCUACUAUCUGUGUUACCUCUUUUCACGUUGUACUCGAUCUGUGUCGUAUCCUGCGCCAACUUACUAUGCUCACUUGGCAGCUUUUAGAGCUCGAACUUAUCUAGAGAACAACCCGGCCCCCUUGAAUAACUUGGAAGGAUUUGCAUCCAAAAACAAGAUCGAGCCAGUUUUCAUGAAAAAUACCCCAAUGUUCUUUGUUUAGACAUAUACCUGCCUCUUUUGUAUCACUCUUCAAGACCUUAAUGAGUAUCAAAUCAAAGGCAUAUUUGAGUUAUAUUUUAGUUUAAGGGUUUUUGAAUCAUGAUUUGGAUCAAAUCACCAAAUCGUUUAUCACAUAUUGAAAAAUUAAAUUUUUUUAGCACAGGUUUUCAUUACCUCAAAAUCAACAGUUGUUUUCUGAUUAUUUUGAAGGCUAGUGAUCCUAAUAUUUUGGUUUCUAAUAAUGUUGUUUUUUCUUUUUUUCUUUUUGAUUUGAAGUGUUUGAAGACAUUUCAGCGAAGAUUUAUUAUACUUGUUUUCGUGCCAGAAAAUGAGAACUCAUAGCUGUUUAUAAUUUGUACGUUAUUCGUUCUUUUCUUUGAGAUAGUUCUAAGUAUGGUUUUUGCAGUGAUUUCUUUAACGUUUAAGCUUCCCUGAGCCAUCAAAAAUACUCAGACAAAGGAAACCUUAAAGUUGAAGGGGCAUCUGUGAAUUCAGCUCCUAGAGGUAAUUUUUCGUGCAUCAUGUACUCGAAGAAAAGAUGUACUUGAGAUGAAAUUAAUAAGCAGAAUUUAGUCCUAUCUAUCUCUCUAAAAAGGAAUGACAAUUUACAAUAUUUCACUCAUUAUAAUCCAGCUUUUUCGCUUAUUUACAUAUUAUAUUUUAUAUAUUUUGUUCAACAAUGUUUGACUCUUUAAUUAUAUUCUUAUUGAAUUUAUAAAUCUCA